Messenger RNA from Protopolystoma xenopodis, 1551 nucleotides. The record is from the annotation of a GenBank genome assembly. Lineage: Eukaryota; Metazoa; Platyhelminthes; Monogenea; Polystomatidea; Polystomatidae.
AUGAAGGUUGACGCCUCUGGCGACCACGAGACGUUGAAGAAGAAGGCAGGAAAGGAACCAAACCGAUCACCAAUCGGAACUCCAGAAUUGACGUCCGAUCAUCGCUCAUUAUCCAAUUCCUUACAAAAUGCACCAGAAUCCAGGGAAAGUGGUGGGAAGACGAAUCUCGGUGCAGCAGGCAGACGGUCUGAAUUAGCUGGUCAGAAUGCAUUUUAUUUUGAUUCUGCCCUCACGCCUCAGUGCCUCGGAUUCGGUGGGAUGCCUGCACGCAACAGUGAUUGGACUACUUGCCAAGCCAAUCAACCUAUUUGUCUCAAAUGCCAUCCCUCUGCUGGCGCCGCAAAGGUUGACGCCCCGGCAACUGGCUCGUUCUCUGCAUCAUCCGAUCAGGCGAAAAAGGGACAAUUUGCAGAUAAGUCUGCUAAGCUUACGCCACCCCGACCUCCAUUUUUGGAGUCCGGAAAACUGUCUGAACAAUCGGAAACGAACGAAAAGCCUGAACCCGAGAUGACCUCAAAACCUGUUGCGUUUUUCGUACCACUAGACAGCUUGGAUUCCGCAGAAUUCGCAGACUUGGAUUCUUCACUGCAGACCAAGCGAUCCAUCAGCCGAGUGGCGGGUGAGAAGCGAAAUGAUCCUCCUUUUCAUAGAAAAACUCUUGGUCUCGUCCAUCCGUCAACGCAACUGGUCACUCAGCUCGAUCUCGAUAAUCUUGCAGUCCGCCGAUCGGCCUUCCUUGCAUCGCAACAACGCCGAGACGCCGAGCGACGGGAAAACCGGCAACAUCUUCGGGUAAUCAUGAAUACCGACGUUGGACACGAUUCAUCCUCAACGGUGGGUAGCACCAGCAGUAUUAGGACAAGUAAGAGAAGCAGCACCUCUCAAAAAGUGGCCGAUGCUUCGACCCCUUCGGGCGCAUGUGGACCCACAAAAGCUAAAAGUACUGCAAGUUGUAUUGCCAAGAACGGCAAAGUCGCCGGACUUCGUGGUCGAGGCGAAAUCUCGUCUUCCAUCGGGGCCAAUCUCAGUGAUUCCAAGCCAGUCGGCCAGACAGCCAACGGGCCUGCUCUACCCUCCGGCUGUCCAAGUGGGCUGCAAUCUAGCACGGCCGGCUACUCUCUUUUGGGCAGAGGGGAAGCGAACAGACGCAGUCGGCGAGAAGGAGAGAAGCAGAGACGAGAGGCCAUUUUUCAGAUUCCCAUCCUAUCUUUCCCACUCCGAAUCUUCUUGCCGAUCGACUAUAGCCCAUUACAUUCUAAUUGCUUACUUUUUGUUUCCACUUUUUUCUUGUGUCUCUUUCGUAUUUCUCCCAUUAAUCGACUUCAAUGUGCCCCUACCUCAUCUCAUCAACGUCAUCCUCGGCCACAGGCCUACUUGAAGCGCAAGACAGCCAUUGGCUGGCCAGCUGCUGCGGCUACGACGACCACCGGGGCCCCAGCCGCAUCGGAAACUGCAUUCCGCUCAUUCUCCAGUUUCCCAACCGGCCUGGCCUAUUCGGCCAGCUCGGAACGCCGAGCCUCUAUUUCCAAAGAUGAAAUUGGCGGCGGUUAG